Molecule: messenger RNA, 375 nt
Organism: Vicia faba (fava bean)
Lineage: Eukaryota; Viridiplantae; Streptophyta; Magnoliopsida; Fabales; Fabaceae
Source: the annotation of a GenBank genome assembly
AUGUCAGAGCAGCUCCGACGGCUCUUCAAAUUGAUGAAGAUGAUGAGAAAAUUAGAUAGCACUCUCUUCAGAAACUUAGUGUUGUAUGAAUUAGAAGCAGAUUCGGAUUUGUUGAUGAAGAUGAAGCUGUGUAGGGAAGCAGAUUCGAGAGUGAGUUUUGGAGAGAUGAAGUUUCGAGAAGAGUUUAGGAUGUGUGCAGAAUUUGUGAAUGAAGCCCUGAUUUAUAGUUGUUGGCUUGGCUUCUCUGAGAAGUUUGCUAUAGUUGGACAGCCACGCAUAUUUAUGUUGAAUCCAUUUUGGAGAGGUUUUGGACAAGUUUGGAAUCAGUUCAUAGCAAACCGUGUGAGGCAUCUUAACAUCAUUAGCUUUUAUUGA